CCUCCACCUCACAAUAUUUCUGUCAGACUUCGCUUCCUGGCCUAGCAGGCAUCAGUUGCAGAGCUUCUAAAAAUGUCUGUUAUUGCAGUUUUCUCCAAUGGGUUCUCCUCAUACCCUCCAAAACCAGUUCCCAGCUCAUUCCAACGACGACCUCUAAAGCAGCCUGGCUGCUUCAUUGUUCCUCCUUAUAGAGUUUCCGCUGAUAAUACCAGACAGUUAUCAGCUUAUCACUUCUUUAGACAGCCAACUUUCAGGACUAGAAGUUUCCAGCAUGACGAUACUGAAAACAUUGGGGCUGCGGAACCUAAAGAUAAGCUGGAGAAAGGAGAUAGAGCUGCUGAUGAGGUACUUGAAAAUCAAACCAGUGGGACUGAUGGGACAGGAAGUUCAUUUCUGGCAAAAUUAGCAAUUGUAUUAGGUGUCGCCGCAGCUCUUACUGUCAUAUCGUUUGGCCUCAAGGGGGCUAGUUUUGGAUCAUUGCUAGGAGUUCAACGCCUGGCUGAAGGUUCAUCCUCUUCAAUUAUGGACUCCUCUCUUGGUUUCACCUUCAAAGCUUUUGGAUACAGAUUUGUACUUCCAGAAUAUGCACCAGGAUGGAUUUACUUUUGGUUGCUUAUGGCUGCUGGGUUUGGACUUUUCAUUAGUGAAGAGGCUUUAAAUAUCUGGGUUGGAAUAACUUUGGCACGGAUGCUGUCAUUAGAUGGAACGUGGCAUUCCUUUGUUGAAUCUCUCUCAAGGAACACCCCAUACAUAAUAUCCACAGUUCUCUGGGUAUACUGGGGAGUUUGCAUCAGUGAUAUGAUACCAUUUUACUUUGGAAAGUUGUUUAGACAAAGUGGAGCAUCUGAUGAUGUUUGUUCAAAGUUAGGGAUCGGUGAAGAGAAGGUGUUGCAUAUCACACAGGUUGUUCAAAAAUAUGGCAAUCUCAUAGGCUUCAUAGAGCGAUUUUCCUUUGGAGUAAGAAAUCCCACGGCUUUCCUAGCAGGGUGCCUGGGAAUAUCACCUGAAUUCUUUUUCGCUGGAGUUUGUUGUGGCGGCUUGGUCACUGUUCCAAUUCAGCUGGGAAUUGGAUUUCUGAUGAGGAAACGUCCUGUCUUUGCCCUGGCAACUGUCGCCACAGUAGUGGGAAUUUGGACUGCGUUGCCAUAUGUUGUGGCUGCUUCAACGGCAUUAUUCCUUUUCCUGCGGCGCCACUACUCAACCUAGCCCUUUUCAAAUUGGUUUGUCAAUAGUCCUAGAAGCAGAGUAUAGAAGUUGUCAGAUUCAGAAAUGCAGAGGAGAUGCUACUAAUUUGUGAUUGGAUGGUUGUUACAUCAUUUAGUUGAAUAUCCAUCCCCAUUCACUGUUUUCAAUUUAAAUUACUAAUUUUCCAUAUUGCAAAGACAGAAAGUGUAUAAAAACUAGUAACUUUAGACAAUGAGAAUUGCUGUAAGGUUAAUCUAACAUAACUUGCUUGCAUGGGGAGCUACUGCCCUUCCCCUUGCAAGUUAUGUCCAUGAAACAUUUUGAGAUGUCUCUAUGUUUUUA
Molecule: messenger RNA, 1527 nt
Organism: Theobroma umbraticum
Lineage: Eukaryota; Viridiplantae; Streptophyta; Magnoliopsida; Malvales; Malvaceae
Source: RefSeq, a predicted model, not a curated record